Molecule: messenger RNA, 367 nt
Organism: Staurois parvus
Lineage: Eukaryota; Metazoa; Chordata; Amphibia; Anura; Ranidae
Source: the annotation of a GenBank genome assembly
UGGCGCCCCCGUGCAAUAGGAGAUCAUGGGGCCCCUGUGUCCUUGCCCAAACUCAAAAAAGCCUAUGAAAAAGGUACCAGGGGCAUCUCAUGGGGCCCCCUACUGACCCCGGGCCCUCAGGCAGUGCCCAAGUUUCCAAAUGGUCAGUCCGCCCCUAGUUUUGGUGCAGAUGUAAACCGUAACCAGGGGCGGACUGAUAACUCAUGGGGCAAUAGGGGAUCAUGGGGCCCCUGUGUCCUUGCCCAAACUCAAAAAAGCCUAUGAAAAAGGUACCAGGGGCAUCUCAUGGGGCCCCCUACUGACCCCGGGCCCUCAGGCAGUGCCCGAGUUUCCCAAUGGUCAGUCCGCCCCUGACCGUAACCUAAAC